Messenger RNA from Suricata suricatta (meerkat), 675 nucleotides. RefSeq names its product mitochondrial ribosomal protein L21 (gene MRPL21). Lineage: Eukaryota; Metazoa; Chordata; Mammalia; Carnivora; Herpestidae. The transcript is spliced from 7 exons. The record is from RefSeq and is a predicted model, not a curated record. Gene Ontology annotation, cellular component: mitochondrial large ribosomal subunit; ribosome. Bases 1 to 621 code for a protein of 206 amino acids. Gene Ontology annotation, molecular function: structural constituent of ribosome.
AUGGCGGCCGCCCGGCCAGGGCCCGCGGCAGCAGAGGUCCGGCUGCGAGCUGUGUUUCAUCCCGGUAACCGCCCGUGUCUUGUCCCCUCAGCUUCCCCGGGGCCUGCUUCCCGAAGGUUCCGCUCGCAGAGCACUUCUGUUCCACCAAGAUGUGUCCCUAAAACGUCGCUGAGCUCACCGCCUUGGCCGGAAAUCGCUCUGCCGGACCCGGUGGAGGAGACCAGACGCCACGCAGAGGUCGUGGGGAAGGUGAACCGCCUCAUCGCCACCGGCCAGUACGGCAGGCUCUUCGCCGUCGUGCACUUCGCCAGCCACCAGUGGAAGGUGACCUCCGAGGACCUGAUUUUAAUUGACAACGACCUAGACGUUGCGUGUGGGGAGAGGAUACGGUUGGAGAAGGUGCUGCUGGUCGGAGCUGACAACUUCACGAUACUGGGCAAGCCGCUCCUGGGAAAGGAUCUUGUUCGGGUAGAAGCCACAGUCAUUGAAAAGACAGAGUCGUGGCCAAAAAUCAAUCUGAAAUUUCAGAAAAGGAAAAACUACAGGAGGAAAAAAGUCAUCGUGACCCCGCAGACGGUCCUCCGGGUGAACACCAUUGACCUCGCUCCGUGUUUGUGUUGACCCUGAGUGAAGCUGUUUUCAGAGCAUAAAAAUAAACUGUUUUCUGGAGACCGA